UUCAGUGUCUGUGACCGAACGCAGUGAGUUCACUAUUUUACACCGCGCCAUAUCUGGAAUAAAUUUCUACAUACAGGUUUCCUCAUGCAGGCACAGACAGCGGACUAACACUGGACCCAACAGGAAGAUGGUUCCAGUUAAACUCCUCAUUCUGGGAGCUCAGAACACUGGAAAAACAGCACUGUGUGUUCGCUUCAUAACCAAGCGCUUCAUUGGUGAAUACGACCACAAGAAGGAGGUGACCUACAGAUGCAGUCGGGCGCUGGACCAGGAAUCUGUUGAUCUAGAGAUUUUGGAUAUAGCUUGUAAGGAGAGCUCUGUGGCGUCUCUGGAGUCGGCCAUCCGCUGGGCAGACGGCUUCCUGCUGCUCUACUCCAUUACACAUCGCCUCAGCUUCCUGGACGUCCCUCAACUCAAGAAGCUCAUCGAGCAAACCAAACAGAGUCUGGUUGUUCCUACAGUGCUGGUUGCCAAUAAGGCGGACCUGGAAAUCGGCAGGGAGGUGACAACAGAGGAAGGACAGAGACUGGCCAAGGAUUUAAGGUGCGGUUUCAGGGAGCUGUCGGUGGCAGAAGCUGUUUUAGCUGUGGAAGCAGCCGUGUUUCAGCUCAUCAGGCUGGUGUUGGAUCAGCAGCGUCCUCUGCCGGACCGCCGCUCCUACAUGCUGACUGUUCGCCACGCUCUGACCCGGAAACUGACCCGAUCUAAAACCAUGCAGUGGUGACCUCAGUAAACCAACAAUUCACCAAGUGGGACAUUUGUGAAACUUACACUGCAGUUUUACUUCCGUACUGAUUCUAUGACAUCAGCACUAUAAUAGUAGUCCCUGGCUUUUGAAAGAUAAAGGUAUGUUGAAUCACUCUGCAUGUGUGUACAUCACUGAUGAUUUGGCUGAUCUCUAGCUGCAACUUCUAGAUUUUUUGAAUCAUGGAUUCACAAAGGAGUGUACAGGAAAGUUAUACAACAAAAACAAUAAGGGGACGGCUAAUCUCGCAGACAUACAAACUCUGGGAACAACAGCCCAUGGGUUUGACCAACGGAAGUUGAAUUUAUGGGUGAUUUUACUGCUCACUUCCAGCUCAGCUUGAGGUAAUCUGGAAAGGAGGUUGGAUUAGGGUGAAUUGAGAAAUAUAUGUCAACUGGUAAAGACUCAGGAUGAGCUUUAAUAAUAUGCAAUCACAUCAGCUCUGCUCUUCCUCCAUUAAAGCAGCAGACAGUUUAAGGGGAGAGUUAAGGAAGUUAAUCAGAGGAAAAAACUGCUUCGUUUCUGGGAAGUGGUCUUAAUGCACAUUCAAGGACGGAUGGUGUCCCUUUUUAAGUUAGUUAUUUAAAAAACAAUAAUAUCUGUGCAGUUAGGGCAGAAAUACAUUAACAUAUAAAUACAUUUUUCUCUUAUUACAGUCUGUUCCAUGCAUAUUUUACUGUGAAAAAUGACUUUUGUCAGGAUGCAUCAACAUGCGUUCUAGUUUGUUAUGUGUUUUAUUGCCCAAUAGAGGGCGGUACAGUCAUUUCAUCUGGUGCAGACUCAUCACAGCAUGUCAAAUACACUGUUCAUCCAUUGUCUAGUGUGACAUGAAAGAAGCUAACUCACAACCUGUGAGAUCUGAAGUCUUUCUAGAAGA
Messenger RNA from Anoplopoma fimbria (sablefish), 1622 nucleotides. RefSeq lists its product as uncharacterized. Gene Ontology annotation, molecular function: GTP binding; GTPase activity. The coding region runs from base 128 to 724 and encodes 198 amino acids. Lineage: Eukaryota; Metazoa; Chordata; Actinopteri; Perciformes; Anoplopomatidae. The record is from RefSeq and is a predicted model, not a curated record. The transcript has 8 exons.